AUGCCUUCUCGGCAAGAAGUUGCCUAUUUCGGAGCUGGUCCAGCUCCCCUGCCCACAUCGGUCGUCGAGGCUGGUGCAAAAGCAUUUGUCAACUUUAAUGACACCGGACUUGGACUCGGUGAAAUCUCCCACCGCUCGGGCGCCGCAAACAAGAUUCUCGAUGACGCCAAAGCCAACCUCACUACCCUCCUCGAUAUCCCUGACAACUAUGAGAUCCUUUUCAUGCAAGCUGGUGGAAGUGGCGAGUUCAGCGCUGUCGUCCAGAAUCUCGUUCCAGUCUGGAUCGAACGCCGUCGUCGCCGUGCGGAGGCUGAUGUACUGAAGGCCAACCCUGGCGCUGAGAAGACUCAGGUGGAUGAAUUGGUAUUCCAAAGAUUACAAAAAGAGGUUGAUGAGGAAUUGAAGCUGGAUUAUCUGGUGACUGGCUCUUGGUCACUCAAGGCCUCGCAGGAGGCUGCCCGACUGGUUGGCUCAAAGUAUGUCAACGUUGCUUUGGAUGCACGCAAAGCCAACAAUGGAAAGUUCGGCACAAUCCCAGCUGAGAAUACAUGGUCAUUGACCCCAACCAAGAAGGAGGGUGGAAAGGGUUCAGCCUUUGUUUACUUCUGUGACAACGAGACUGUUGAUGGUGUGGAGUUUCAGAGCUUCCCCAAGUCAUUGGAGGCGCAGGGCCAAGACGCUGAAGACGAGCAUUUAGUUGUGGCUGAUAUGAGCUCUAACUUCAUCAGCCGAAAGAUUGAUGUCAGCAAAUAUGCUGUGAUCUUUGGUGGCGCACAAAAGAAUAUCGGUGUUACUGGCAUCACCCUCGCUAUUAUUCGCAAGGAUCUGCUUCCUCCUCAAACCGCCACACCCCCUCCAGCUUUGCUGCACCGCUUGAACAUUGGUGGCCUGCCCGGGCCCGUAGUGCUCGACUAUGCUACUAUUGCUAAGAACAACUCUCUUUACAACACCCUCCCUAUCUUCAACCUCUGGAUCGCAGGCCAAGUCAUGGCCGACCUGGUGAGCGAAUUUGGUGCUCAGAAGGUCAGCGGACAGGAAGCUGUUGCGGAUCAAAAAGCACAGCUCAUCUAUGGAGCCCUGGACAAGUACCCGCAAGUGUACCAGGUUGUUCCCGAUAAGAGCAUCCGCAGCCGGAUGAACAUCUGCUUCCGUGUGAACGGUGGUGAUGAUGUUAAGGAGAAGGAGUUUCUGGCUGGUGCAGAGAAGCGCCUGCUGCAGGGCCUGAAGGGUCACCGCAGUGUCGGUGGUAUGCGCGCCAGCAACUACAACGCAGUUCCAUUGGAGAACGUGCAAAAGCUGGCCAAAUAUCUUGAGGAUUUCGCCACAGGAAACUAA
Molecule: messenger RNA, 1335 nt
Organism: Penicillium angulare
Lineage: Eukaryota; Fungi; Ascomycota; Eurotiomycetes; Eurotiales; Aspergillaceae
Product: O-phospho-L-serine:2-oxoglutarate transaminase
Exons: 2
Coding region: 1-1335 (444 amino acids)
Biological process (GO): L-serine biosynthetic process
Cellular component (GO): cytoplasm
Molecular function (GO): O-phospho-L-serine:2-oxoglutarate transaminase activity; pyridoxal phosphate binding
Source: RefSeq, a predicted model, not a curated record